AUGACAGAGAGUACCGUGCAAGAUACGGCACUGCGCGCGAAGAGAGUCAGCCUCCAGGACUGUCUACAAAAGUUCUCUGUUCCGGAGACGCUGUGCGAGGACAACUCUUGGUACUGCAGCCGCUGCAAGGAGCUCAGACAGGCGGUCAAGACGAUCCAAGUCUGGUCUCUUCCCGAGGUGCUGAUCCUACACUUCAAGCGCUUCUCCCACGCAGGGCCCAACCGCGGCAAGGUAGAGCUGUUCGUCGACUUUCCCAUCAACGGCCUGGACAUGUCUCCCUACUGCCGCGGAGAGACGCUCGAGGGGGGCCGCCCGAUGUCGGCGCUGUACGACCUGUUCGCGGUGUCCAACCACAUGGGCGGCAUGGGGCACGGCCACUACACGGCCUUCGUUCGGGACUGGGAGGGGAGCGGCAUGUCCCAGGACUGGCACGUGUGCGACGACCACGACUGCCGCCCGGUGCCCGAGGCCAGGGUGCGCACCGCCCACGCCUACGUGCUCUUCUACCGGAGGAGACCUUUGGCGUGAAACCGACGCUGUGCCGUUUUCUGCACGUCGCGCGGUCGGAAGGAUU
This is a messenger RNA of Ectocarpus siliculosus, 574 nucleotides long. The record is from the annotation of a GenBank genome assembly. Lineage: Eukaryota; Phaeophyceae; Ectocarpales; Ectocarpaceae.